GUUCUCACUUUCAUCCUACUCCACCUCCAGUUUACUUUGCAAAUUUUGGGUUCAUUUGGAGUAGUGUGGAGGUGGCCAGAUGUUCCAGUAAUGUACGACUUACAGGCUAAAACACUAUGAGAAUGCUAAGCCACAUCAUCAGCCUACUCAUACUUUUAAAUAAAAGCGAUCAAGGGAAACCACAUAUAAGGCUAUAUAAAUCUGCUUGAUGUAGUAUGACUAUGUUGAAUGCCAGCUUUGAACACUUCAGAAGGUGCUAUAACAAAUAAUGAAGACUUUGAAGAAAAUGGAACCAUUUGAAUUGAAACACACCAACUUAUUUACAGUAUUCUAAGUUGUCAAGGAAUCAAAUAAAAGCCUACCAUCCUUAUGCAUUCCCUUGUUCCUCUGUGGCUUCUUCAUAUGGUAUACAUGUUUCUGAUAGAAAUUACUCUUGCCAGGGAUUAGCUGUAAGGUUAUCAAGCAACUUCCCCCUUUUACCUCUAGUCUCUUACUGUUAGAAUCUGAAAGUGAACUUAUUUCUAAAGCUGAGAUUAAUACAAGCAAAUGUUAAAAGAAAGUAAAGUAGACUUUCUCCCUGUGACUCAAAGUAAAAAGAAUGAGUACCUAUUUCACAAAUAGUCUAUGUGUGCUAACUGGGUUAUUUUUCUCUUGGAAAAAGUUCUUUUUUAAUUUUACUAAGAAAUUAAAGUUGUAUUAGCAGCUUUAGAUUGGAAAAUUUUCAAAAGAUAAAUUGCCAUUUAUUAUUCUAUGAUUAUCAGUUUAAUUCUCCCCUCAAAAAGAAACCCCACUUUUUUGAUGACCAUAAAUAGUCAUGGGCUGCUGAUAAUCAGCUAUUGUCCUCAUCCUGGCCUCAUCAGAUCCAACAUUACUGCCCAGUCAGUUCCAAAAAUUUGACUAGUAGCCUGCAUAAGUGACAAAGUCAUCUGAAACCUCAGGCUCCUUUUUGGUGGGUAUUUUGUUUAAUCGCUCCUUGACCCUUUCUAAGAAAUCUUAUUUGCCCAAGGGAAAUUUGGCACUGUAAAAGAGUGUUUGCAUCUACUUAGGGAAAUGUGCCUGAAAUGGUGGCUUAUUUGGAACUGAGAGGGAAUGGAAUGGACCAGACAGAUGAGCCAGUUUAAGCAGGCAGAGAGCAACCUGAGCCUCCUAAAUCUUAUAUAAGGAGUUGGUUCUUAGCAAAGCAAUUCACUGGGUUUGGAUCAAGCAAGACCCAUUUCCAUUCAACAAGCGUCUCAGUAAACUCUGUAAAAAUUCUUUAUUCAACAACUGCCUUAAGGCACGUCAUAUCAUCUUAGAGUCCACUUAGAUUUCUAAGAUGGUGCGGAUUUCUCGAUUCAGCCCUGCAGAUACCAUGGUAGAAAUUGCUCUCCAAGAAUCUGAUGAUCUCAGAAGGGACCCUGCAUUCAGCCAUCACAGCGCUCCUGCCUCCCAGGAUGUGUGUCAUUCAAUGGUAGAUGCAGGACGAGUUGAGAGUAUCACCCAGCGUUCCCAGGAACUUCCUCAGAUGAUGGCUGCAGCGGCUGAUGGUUUGGGGAGCAUAGCAAUAGACACAACCCAGCUCAACAUGUCUGUGACAGAUCCAACAGCCUGGGCCACAGCCAUGAACAACUUGGGCAUGGUUCCCGUGGGGUUGCCUGGACAGCAGCUUGUGUCUGACUCAAUCUGUGUCCCAGGCUUUGAUCCAGGCCUCAAUAUGAUGACUGGAAUCACCCCCAUCAAUCCAAUGAUACCAGGCCUGGGGCUGGUACCACCGCCACCACCAACAGAAGUGGCCGUUGUCAAAGAAAUAAUCCACUGCAAAAGUUGUACGCUUUUCCCUCAAAAUCCAAAUCUUCCACCUCCAUCCACAAGAGAGCGACCUCCUGGGUGUAAGACUGUGUUUGUCGGAGGAUUACCAGAGAAUGCUACUGAAGAAAUUAUUCAAGAAGUCUUUGAGCAGUGUGGUGAUAUUACAGCUAUCCGAAAGAGCAAGAAGAAUUUUUGUCACAUUCGCUUUGCAGAGGAAUUCAUGGUUGAUAAAGCCAUUUACCUUUCUGGUUAUCGAAUGCGGUUAGGGUCAAGCACGGACAAAAAGGAUUCUGGCCGCCUUCACGUCGACUUUGCCCAGGCCAGGGAUGACUUCUAUGAGUGGGAAUGCAAACAGAGGAUGCGAGCCCGCGAGGAAAGGCACCGACGCAAGCUGGAGGAGGACCGGCUCCGGCCACCCUCCCCGCCGGCCAUCAUGCACUACUCGGAGCACGAAGCUGCCCUUCUGGCCGAGAAGUUGAAAGAUGAUAGCAAGUUUUCUGAGGCGAUUACAGUGCUACUUUCCUGGAUAGAACGAGGGGAAGUGAAUCGCCGUUCAGCAAACCAGUUCUAUUCCAUGGUUCAGUCAGCCAACAGCCAUGUCCGCAGGCUCAUGAAUGAAAAAGCCACCCAUGAACAAGAGAUGGAAGAGGCGAAGGAGAAUUUUAAAAAUGCCUUAACUGGGAUCCUCACUCAAUUUGAGCAGAUUGUGGCCGUUUUCAACGCUUCUACCAGACAAAAAGCUUGGGACCAUUUCUCGAAAGCUCAGCGCAAGAACAUAGACAUUUGGCGAAAGCAUUCUGAGGAACUCCGGAAUGCUCAAAGUGAACAGCUCAUGGGCAUCCGUCGUGAAGAAGAAAUGGAAAUGUCUGAUGAUGAGACUUGUGACAGCCCUACUAAAAAGAUGAGAGUCGAUGAAUCAGCACUGGCUGCUCAGGCCUAUGCUCUUAAAGAGGAGAACGACAGCCUCCGCUGGCAGCUGGAUGCCUACAGGAAUGAGGUAGAGCUAUUGAAACAAGAGAAAGAACAGCUUUUCCGAACAGAAGAAACCCUCACCAAGGACCAGCAGCUACAGUUCCUGCAGCAGACCAUGCAAGGCAUGCAGCAGCAAUUACUGACCAUCCAGGAGGAACUGAAUAACAAAAAGUCAGAACUGGAGCAAGCCAAGGAAGAACAAUCCCACACACAAGCACUAUUGAAAGUCCUUCACGAACAGUUGAAAGGUACAAAGGAGUUGGUGGAGACCAAUGGCCACAACCACGAGGAUACAAAUGAAAUCAAUGUGUUGACAGUUGCCUUGGUCAACCAAGACCGAGAGAACAAUAUUGAGAAGAGAAGCCACGGCUUAAAAUCAGAGAAAGAAGCCCUGCUAAUAGGCAUCAUAUCAACGUUUCUUCAUGUUCAUCCUUUCGGAGCCAAUAUUGAAUACCUUUGGUCAUACAUGCAGCAGCUGGACUCCAAGAUAUCAGCCAGCGAGAUCGAGAUGCUUCUGAUGCGGCUACCUCGCAUGUUCAAACAGGAGUUCACCGGUGUGGGUGCGACGCUGGAAAAGAGAUGGAAACUGUGUGCCUUCGAAGGAAUUAAAACUACCUAGCUAUGGAAGGGGGCAGAUCUCUGACAGUGAACAGAGCCUGAAGGCAGCCAGGGGUGGGAUCGACCAUUGAGGGACUGAGGAGGAGCAAACAUGGCCUGACUUAGGUUACAUCUAUGGCAGUUCUCUUGUGAGUGGAAAUGUAAUUGUGUACCAAUCCCUUAGACUAAGCAAAAGCUUCAUACUGUGACAGAUGUUUCCUACAAAAACCAGUGAUUCCACACUUAUCACGUUGGCAAAAAUUCUUAAAAAUAGGCUGCAUUUGAGAAUAGCUCACCUAGAGAAAUAUUAAAGUUAGUGAGGGAGUAGCCAUGGUGGUUGCUAGGCUACGGAUUUGUAAAUGUAAUGUAUAGCCGACAUCAUUAAAUGACAUUUUCCUGACAGUCUUUCUGUUUUAGUUAAAAAAUAAAAAUAAAAACAACAAAAAUAAUAAUUUUGCAGUGAUGAAAAAUCAUACCAAAAGAAAACUUGAAUAUGUGUCUGAAAAGUUAUUGUAUUUUAUAAAUUAAGUUAUAUGCUGUUUCCAGGGACUUUUGCCUUAUUGAAGAGGCAGAAACAAUGAUUGGACAACUUGAGAACGCUUUACCAAGAAUAUUAUUUUUCUAACGUAACAAUUCUCCAUCCUAAGUUCUUUUAACAUGGACUGAGUAACAGUUUUCAUAAAAUGUAAAUAAAGGGAAAACUUGUGCUGCUGUCUUGUACGUGAUAUGUGAUAUUCAGGUUUCUGCAUCAAAAUAAACAUUCAGUAAAUAUUCCUGUUACAAAUUUUAUAGGAAAGACAUUAAUUUUUUUCAAUAAAUAUGACUUCUACCACA
Messenger RNA from Perognathus longimembris pacificus (Pacific pocket mouse), 4191 nucleotides. It is a transcript of the gene Enox1, whose product is annotated as ecto-NOX disulfide-thiol exchanger 1. The transcript has 15 exons. Bases 1316 to 3379 code for a protein of 687 amino acids. The record is from RefSeq and is a predicted model, not a curated record. Gene Ontology annotation, molecular function: protein-disulfide reductase activity; RNA binding. Gene Ontology annotation, cellular component: external side of plasma membrane; plasma membrane. Gene Ontology annotation, biological process: ultradian rhythm. NCBI's taxonomy places the organism in Eukaryota, Metazoa, Chordata, Mammalia, Rodentia, Heteromyidae.